Messenger RNA from Thermothielavioides terrestris NRRL 8126, 710 nucleotides. RefSeq lists its product as uncharacterized. The record is from RefSeq and is a predicted model, not a curated record. NCBI's taxonomy places the organism in Eukaryota, Fungi, Ascomycota, Sordariomycetes, Sordariales, Chaetomiaceae. The coding region runs from base 148 to 615 and encodes 155 amino acids. The transcript has a single exon.
CUGUCCGUAAUUUGUCUCAUUCUUUCUCUGCUAUGGUAUCCAUCAAGCUAACUUGCUCAUGCAAUUCCAUGCCCAGCCAACCCGCGCCUGGAGUACCUCAGUACCUCGCGAUCGCCACCUAGAACUCCUCUUAUCCCCCGGGCAAUAAUGAUGAUGAUACCAGAUCCCUAUAAUAUGAGCCAAGAAAAGGGGAAAAUGAAGAAUGGCCACAAAAAUUUCAAGAAAAAAAAUAUAAUAAAAAAAAGAAAAAAACAGUAUUCAGAGCUCGGGCGAUCAGCUCCCAAUCGCUCCAAAACACCAAAACAGACCCAAAAAGGCAAACAGAGGAAGAAAGCAAGAAGAAUAAUGGAUAAUAAAAGCCAUAAUGAUAAUAAUUGCCACAGACCUCAGCAAGCCCACAGCCCUGAUCCCAAGAUAAACUCCCAGAGUCCCGUUACAUCCUCCGGGUUGGAGCGAGGUGAGGCAGGGCCGCUCACCCGGCAGCGCCGCCGCUAUGCCCAGCAUGCCAGUUGCCCCCAGAACCACGUUCUCCAAAAAGAAAAGAUCCGAUUUGAUUCGAGCCGCAUUGAACCGUAUGGGAGAAAACCAAAAGAAACCACCAACACCGAUGCAUGAAUCGUUCGUUGGAGACCCCUUGGAUAGAAAAGAAAACGUAAUUCGAACAGAAGCAGAGCAGAGCAAUGCAAGCUCGGCCUCUCCUCAUCGGUAUC